ACAGUUUAUGUCUUAUCAGUCAUCAAAUUUGAAUCGUGCCCACCACCACAACGUCAAAACCCAAAUGUAGGAAUAUCACCUCUGCAGGUUGGGAUUUAAUUUUUAUAACUAUAAUAUUGCCAUUGCACUCGACGUUCAGUGACGUAAGUACUAAGUGCUCACUGCCUGUAUGGGGUUUAAUAGCGACAGUACAAAAUAUAAAUUGUGUACGUUUUCGAUCGAUGUCGUUUUUAUACUGUCCUUCGGCAUAAUAGUUUACCUACUUCAGAGUUGAGUGUUCAUUUCUAUGUGGAUAAGUUUAUCGAAUACGUUUUCAUUUUUAUACCCGUCCACGGAUUCAUGAUGCGUUCACUGAACACGUUUUUACGACCAUCGGCAGGUGUCCGAAACAUUUCCAGUUUGGUAUUACCUGAGACCCACUCAAAACUAAAAAAUAUGUGUCGAGAAUUUUCGGAAGCUGAAUUACGGCCUGUUGCUGCAACACUAGACAAGCAACAGAUGUUCCCUUCUGAUCAAAUUAAAAAAUUAGCUGAUUUGGGAAUCCUAGGGGUUGUAGUUGACAAGAAAUAUGGUGGUUCAGGAGCUGACUCUCUUGCAUUAUCAAUAGCUGUUGAGGAAAUAUCCAGAUGCUGUGGUGGAACUGGUUCGAUUGUAAGUAUUCAUAAUGCUUUAUAUGCAGGUAUAAUAAACAAAGUCGGCACUCCUGAACAAAAAUUGCAAUUUCUGCCAGAUUUCAUUAGUAAAGGUAUUGUUGGAUGUUUUGCUCUCAGUGAACCAGGAAAUGGCAGUGAUGCUGCUAAUAUGCAGACAAUAGCAAAACGUGAAGGAGAUCAUUGGAUAUUGAAUGGUACAAAAGCUUGGGUGACUAAUGGUAUUGAAGGCGGUGCAAUUAUUGUGAUGGCUCGUUCUGAUGUUUCUAAAGGCCAUAACGGUGUGUCAGCAUUUAUUGUACCAACAAAUACACCAGGUUUAACAAGGGGUAAAAGAGAUGAUAAAUUAGGUAUUAGAGCAGCAUCUUCUUGUAAUAUUAUUCUGGACAAUGUUAUUGUACCAGUUGAAAAUAUGUUGGGGAAUGAAGGUGAUGGUUUCAAAAUAGCCAUGUCAGGAAUUGAUUUGGCUAGAAUAGGUAUUGCAUCACAAGCAUUGGGGAUAUCACAAGCUGCAAUGGACUGUGCCAUUGACUAUGCUGGAAAUAGAACAGCUUUUGGUAAUGCUAUUAUUAAACUGUCAGCUGUUCAGCAAAGACUUGCAAAAAUGGCUACACGGUUGGAGGCUUCUAGACUUCUGACAUGGAAAGCCGCAUGGUUGAGAGACAAUAAUCACCCUUUUACCAAGGCAGCAUCUAUGGCCAAGUUAGAAGCAUCACAAACGGCAACAUAUGUUACACAUAAUUGUAUACAGAUUCUGGGCGGGAUUGGAUAUAUUGCAGAUAUGCCAGCUGAACGGCACUACAGAGAUGCGAGGAUAACUGAAAUAUAUGCAGGUCCGACAGAUAUUCAAUAUUUAGUUAUUGCUGAUAAAUUAGCAAAAGAAUAUGGGUAUAAAACUAGAUAAGAUUUCAUUAUUAAAUUUCUUAAUUUGGUUGUGGACAAUUUGUUUAUAUUAUUUAUUAUUAUUAAUUAAGUUAUAUCAUUGAUUAAGUAUACAAUAAUAAGUUAUAUAAUUGUGUUGAGUAUUUUUCUGUCAAUUGUAUAAAUUUUUUGUAAGUGCUAACUAAUAAGUUUAUUUUACUAUGGGGACAAAUACAAAUGAGCAAUAUACAAAAAUCAUUAGAAAUGUAUGUACCUGUGUACAAAUAGUCACACACAUCAAAUAUUUAAUUAUAUUUUCAUGUUUUCUA
Messenger RNA from Myzus persicae (green peach aphid), 1840 nucleotides. Its product is annotated as short-chain specific acyl-CoA dehydrogenase, mitochondrial-like. Gene Ontology annotation, cellular component: mitochondrion. The coding region runs from base 340 to 1554 and encodes 404 amino acids. The transcript is spliced from 9 exons. Gene Ontology annotation, biological process: butyrate catabolic process; fatty acid beta-oxidation using acyl-CoA dehydrogenase. NCBI's taxonomy places the organism in Eukaryota, Metazoa, Arthropoda, Insecta, Hemiptera, Aphididae. Gene Ontology annotation, molecular function: flavin adenine dinucleotide binding. The record is from RefSeq and is a predicted model, not a curated record.